Messenger RNA from Microplitis mediator, 1401 nucleotides. RefSeq names its product ribonucleoside-diphosphate reductase subunit M2 B (gene RnrS). Gene Ontology annotation, molecular function: ribonucleoside-diphosphate reductase activity, thioredoxin disulfide as acceptor. The record is from RefSeq and is a predicted model, not a curated record. NCBI's taxonomy places the organism in Eukaryota, Metazoa, Arthropoda, Insecta, Hymenoptera, Braconidae. The transcript is spliced from 6 exons. Gene Ontology annotation, cellular component: cytosol. Gene Ontology annotation, biological process: deoxyribonucleotide biosynthetic process. The coding region runs from base 93 to 1283 and encodes 396 amino acids.
UUCUUCAAGUUGUCACGUAGCAUCAUUUACCCGCCCAACAGACUCGAGGGAAGACUUCCAGUGACUUACAUUGACUAAGAAAAAUAAUUAUCAUGGCUCUCGUUGAAUCUACCAAAGAAAAUAUCUUCAGAAAUCUCGAAAAGAUGAAGCUGAAAGAAAAUAUAUCUCCAAUCAAAAGAACUGAAUCGCCUACCAAAGCAUCUCCAUCUAAAAAAAUCUGCAUGUCGCCUGAAAUAUCACGUGAAGUUGAAAUAAAAACUCAGGUCGCCCAGCAGGCAGUGAAAAAACUAGACUUUCAGGAAAAUGGAUUCGACCCCCAAAUCGAGCCACUUCUGAAAGAAAACCCACGCAGAUUUGUUGUGUUUCCGAUAGAAUGGCCCGAUAUUUGGGCCAUGUACAAGAAAGCUGAAGCGUCUUUUUGGACAGUUGAAGAAAUCGACCUUUCAAAAGACAAUGAUCAUUGGGUCAAGUUGACAAAUGACGAGCGUAAAUUUAUUUCCCAUGUACUGGCAUUUUUCGCUGCUUCUGAUGGAAUCGUCAAUGAGAAUCUGGUAGAAAGAUUCAGCCAGGAGGUACAAGUUACUGAAGCUCGUUGUUUCUAUGGGUUUCAAAUCGCAAUUGAAAAUGUUCAUUCUGAAAUGUAUUCAUUGCUUAUUGAUACAUACAUAAAAAAUGACAAAGAACGAGAUUAUCUAUUUAAUGCAAUCGAAACACUUCCAUGUGUGACUAAAAAAGCUGAGUGGGCAUUAAAUUGGAUAAGUAAUGACAAUGCAACUUUUGCUGAAAGAGUAGUAGCGUUUGCAGCCGUCGAAGGUAUUUUCUUUAGCGGGAGUUUUGCCUCCAUUUUCUGGUUAAAGAAGCGGGGAUUGAUGCCCGGCCUUACAUUCAGCAAUGAAUUAAUUUCUCGUGACGAAGGAUUACAUUGCGACUUUGCUUGUUUGAUGUUCAAACAUAUUAUUCAAAAGCCAUCCAAGCAGCGUGUUACUAGUAUUAUUAAGGACGCUGUUAAAAUAGAACAAGAAUUUUUGACUAUUGCUCUGCCAGUUCAAAUGAUUGGAAUGAACUGUGAGCUCAUGUGUCGUUACAUUGAAUUCGUUGCUGAUAGACUUCUUCUUGAGCUGGGUUGUAAUAAGGUAUAUAAUUCAGAAAAUCCAUUUGACUUCAUGGAACAUAUUUCCCUUGAUGGCAAGACAAAUUUCUUUGAAAAAAAAGUCGGUGAAUAUCAAAAGUUUGGUGUAAUGCCAUCUGAUUCGACUCAAUUCACACUUGAAUGCAAUUUCUAAAUUCGUUGAAUUUUUUUUUUUUGUAAAUAAUUUUAAUUAACUGCAAUUCGACGAUUUUCAUAUUAAUGACUUUGACAAUAUAACAAUUAUUACUAUUAUACUUUAAAGAGAUAUGAAA